Molecule: messenger RNA, 1098 nt
Organism: Papaver somniferum (opium poppy)
Lineage: Eukaryota; Viridiplantae; Streptophyta; Magnoliopsida; Ranunculales; Papaveraceae
Exons: 1
Coding region: 1-1098 (365 amino acids)
Source: RefSeq, a predicted model, not a curated record
AUGAGGAGAAUGCAGGAACAUUACAUAGCCUUGGAGGAAAUACAUGAGGAAUCAAAGGAUCGAGGAGUGCAGGAGGAGAGUGCAGCGGCUCGUACGAUCACAAGUGAGACCCCCAGGCGACCCGAUAAACAUCUAGGACCACCACCGAGGGGAGCUGAAAAGAAAGAGUGGGUCGAGAAAGGAAAAAGGCCCCGACACGAGGCAAGGGCCUACACUCCUUUAAAUGCUCCACUAGAAGAAAUCUUCAAAGAGGUCGAGAAGAGAAACGACAUCAUCUACCCAAGCUCAAGGGGAGUACAAUUUGAAGAGACAAAGGAUCACCCCGAGUACUGUCACUAUCACCAGUAUCGGGGCCAUUCUACCAAAAAUUGCCGAGAAGUAAAAGACAUCGUACGACACUUAAUCCGAGAUGGAUACCUGAGGAAGUUCGUCCGACAGGCAGCACCACCAGCUACCAUACCCGAGGUACCAGUCCACCAAGUCAGAAUCGACAGAUCCACUAAGUUUGUAUGCAACACCAUUUCGCACUCGGCUACCCAGGGGUACGACCUGAGAUCGGGAAUCACAUCCAGAAUUCAUAAGAGAGACCAUAACUGCAAAGAGAUUUUCAGUAUGGCCAAGACCUUGCCAAUGGAUCCAUGGAUGAUGCAACCUAUCUCGUUCUCUGCCAAGGAUGUCCCACUAAAUGGGCAAGCCUAUGGGGACCCUUUGGUUAUCACUUUGAUGAUCAAAGAAUGGGGAGUGAAGAGACUUUUGAUAGACAAUGGGAGAUCGGUUGAAGUACUUUUCUAUGAUACCUUCAAAAGAAUGGAUCUAUCGGAUGACAUCCUCAUUCCAUCAACAUAUCGAAUUUAUGGUUUCAAUGGGACCGUGACUAUCCCAAAGGGCGAGGUAACUUUAAGAGUGUCGGAUGGGGGCGGCUACCUCGAUACGCUCACCACAUUCUGCGUGGCCGAUGUCGUCUCUCCCUACGAAGCAAUCAUCGGGAGACCUUGGAUCUCCGGAAUCAAGGGGGUAGCAUCGGCCUAUCAUCAAAGACUAAGAUUCUCAACGUACAAAGGAGAUAGUGGAGGUUAUUGGCGAUUCCCAAGCAACUAG